This is a messenger RNA of Marmota flaviventris (yellow-bellied marmot), 1227 nucleotides long. Its product is annotated as putative RNA-binding protein 15B. The record is from RefSeq and is a predicted model, not a curated record. NCBI's taxonomy places the organism in Eukaryota, Metazoa, Chordata, Mammalia, Rodentia, Sciuridae.
UAUGAGCUUCUCACUGAUGGAUAUACCAGGCACCGCAACCUGGAUGCGGACCUGAGGGUGCGAGACAGGACCCCCCCCACACCUUCUAUACUCAGACUGAGACCGGACCUUUUUGGAAGGGGACUGGACCAGUCCCAGUAAAAGUUCUGAUCGCAGAAACAGCCUGGAAGGUUAUAGCCGCUCUGUGCGCAGCCGUAGUGGUGAACGCUGGGGGGGAGAUGUUGACCGGGGCAUGCCGAAGCCCUGGGAAGAGAGGCGCAAGCGGAGGAGCCUUUCCAGUGACCGUGGAAGGACAACCCACUCUCCUUAUGAGGAACGGAGCAGGACCAAGGGUGGUGGGCAGCAGUCUGAACGUGGCUCAGACCGCACCCCUGAGCGCAGCCGCAAGGAGAACCACUCCAGUGAAGGGACCAAGGAAUCCGGUAGCAACUCCCUUAGCAACAGCAGACACAGAGCUGAAGAGCGGGGCCAUCACCACCACCACCAUGAAGCCCCAGACUCUUCUCACGGGAAGAAGACAAGAGAGAGCGACCGCAAUCAUCGGACCACUGAGGCCGAGACCAAGCCUCUUGAAGAGCCAAAACAUGAGACCAAAAAACUAAAGACUCUUUCAGAGUAUGCUCAGACACUGCAGCUAGGUUGGAAUGGGCUUCUAGUGUUGAAAAACAGCUGCUUUCCAACAUCUAUGCACAUCCUGGAGGGGGACCAGGGAGUUAUCAGUGGUCUCCUCAAAGACCACUCUUCCGGGAGCAAGCUGACUCAACUGAAGAUUGCCCAGCGCCUUCGACUGGACCAGCCUAAGUUGGACAAGGUCACGCGUCGCAUCAAACAGGGGAGCCCCAAUGGCUAUGCAGUGCUCCUAGCCACCCAGGCAACCUUUAGUGGGCCUGGCACUGAGGGGAUGCCCACGGUGGAGCCAGGCCUACAGAGGCGGCUUCUCAGGAACCUGGUCUCCUACUUGAAACAGAAGCAGGCUGCAGGGGUGAUCAGCCUGCCAGUGGAUGGAUCCAAGGGCAGAGACAGCACAGGCAUGCUCUAUGCCUUCCCUCCCUGCGACUUUUCACAGCAGUACCUCCAGUCAGCACUGAGGACAUUGGGCAAGCUAGAAGAAGAGCACAUGGUGAUAGUUAUAGUGAGAGACUCUGCCUAGCCCAAACCUGUCUUUUCCAGCUCCAUGUUUGUGUCACAAAAGCAGUUAUUUUAAAAUCUGAUCCCUUCUCAACCCUA